Messenger RNA from Prorocentrum cordatum, 2544 nucleotides. The record is from the annotation of a GenBank genome assembly. NCBI's taxonomy places the organism in Eukaryota, Dinophyceae, Prorocentrales, Prorocentraceae.
UUUCGUUCGGCUUCGUAGGAUUUCAAUCAUCUUCCACAUGAUAUGCUAGCAUAAUCUGUGCGUAGCGAAUUUUGCUCAACUAAGUCAUUUCAAGACGUGGUUCGCUAACCUCCCCUCUUGCGUGUCAUAGGGUUCGCCGAUCUUACAAUGUGGCGCUGGAACACCACUGGCCUGUGCCACCGCUUGGUGGCCGCAGUGGUGGUUAGGUGGGUCUCCUUCCCGGCCCUGGCCUUUGGCGCACGGCUUGCAGCUCCCGCCGAACUGAGUGGACAGAAGUGCGGCGACUACCAUUCAGAGCAAGCUUGCAGGAAGACCGCGAACUGCGGUUGGGACGCGCUCCGAAGUCGGUGUACACUGCCCUGGAGUGUGCUCGGAUGGGGCCCCCAGGAUGUCGCGCAAGGUGAUCUUGGAAGCUGUCGGCGGAUUUCCUUGCCACUUUGGGUUCCAUAGCACACUACCAGCCUCACCUCAUCGGUCGCAUCUUCCAGAGGCACGAUCUUUGGGAAGGACACAACCCCGUUUACGUCACGCGAUGGCUUGUGACAGGCCGCCCAGUUGUCGUCGCUGUGGAUGGAUGGUUUCCUGCCUGGGACGGUUGGCCUACUUUCGCCUCUUACGGUCCCCAGCGGAAGAUUUGGCCCAUGAUCUUGGAGAAGGCGUGGGCGAAGAUUUUCGGAAGUUAUAAGCGCAUCGAAAGCGGAUUCGCCGUUGAGGCCAUCAAAGCGUUGACGCAGGCUCCAGUGGAUAUUUUGCCCCAUGCAGGUCAAGGCUUCGAGUUUUCAAAGGAAGACCUUUGGGCAGCAAUCACUGACGCAGUCCAUAAACGGCAUCCCCUGGUGGCCGGGACAGGGGACGACACCACUAACAACAUCGCCCGUGGUCAUGUCUAUGCCGUCCUUGGGGCCACGCUGAUGGACAUUGACGGGACCAGCCAUCGUGUGGUUCACUUAUUCAACCCAUGGGCCUUCAGCAAUUACAGGGGCAAGGUGCCAGCGCGGUUGAACCCAAAGAUCCGUCAGGGUUUCUUCUACAUGCUGUUUGACGAAUUCCUAUCCAGCGGAUCUGCCUUCGGCGCAACAACCGUCGCGAGAGUGCGCGACGGGUAUUCGGUGUCGGCAAGGCGGUUCGCCAAGCAGGAGCAGCGGAUCUCCAAGGUGGUGGAGUUCGAUGUGGCGUCCAGCGAGCCUUUCUCGGUGCAGUUGGAGUGGCCGAGCAGUCGGGUGAUGGAGAGAGCAGGAUGCGGCGACGUCGAUCCCAGGAUCUUUCUGCGGGUGACCACUGGCAAUGUGUCAGUAUCAAGCUCCCGGUCUGCGCUGCAAGAGUGGGCCAACCAGCCGAACGUCCGCGUUGAUUUGCCGGGCGGUCCGGGCACCUAUACAGUAGACUUCUUCGCGGAGUUCCCGUUGGGGCCAUGGCUGCGCGAAAUCGUGUUGAACACGUACGCAUCCGAGACUGUCACUUUCAAAGACGUGGGCCACAGCAGGUGGCCAGACACUAUCGUCCUCGACGGCUUUACGCGGCCUGACCUCAAUCAGCGGUUCACGGAGGUCCGCGAAGAGAAGUGGUGGGUCGGCAAUUUGGCGACAUUCUGGACCACUGGACCUACCAAGGAUGCUGGUCUUCGGAUUUCCUGUACUGGUGCACCAGCCUCAGGCAGUGGGCCGUCGCGGAGGAGAAGGAUUUUGACUGGGUUCGCAAGCAGGAUGGAUGCCCGGGCCUAGCCGCGGCGCCAAAGAACCUCGAGCUAGUGGAUCCCAGGAGCAAAGGGAACUGGUGGGAAAAUACGGCAGAUGACGACUGGGCCGACGACGCGUGGGUGCAGCGCCCGAACGCUGGUGUUUCAGCGGUCGAGCGCUGGUUGCACGACGAGUUCAGCAGCCCUGCGAUUCCAGCGUCCAUGGAGCCGUGUGAGCGCAUGCUCGACCGCCUGGACGAGUUGAACAAUUGGGUGGAGAUUUUAGACUACGCGGCCGAUCCAUCGUUCCCCCCAGAGGUCGUUUCAAUUGCCGAGCCAGGAAUGACGUGUGGGGAUUCGGCGCAGGGCAUCGAGCAGUCGUGCGAGUAUUACAACCACUGGGCCACCAUCGCUGACAUCAUGGCGAAUGGGUCCUCGACGCUGAAAUCAUGAAGCUCGCACUAGGCACGCGGAAGCGCACUCAGAAGGAAAAGUGCAAAGCUGUCGCUGGAAGCAACCGUUCACCAUCAUACAGGUCAAUAUUGAGGUCUGCAUUAUCGAUUCGUUUCGGCUCAAGGUUGUACGUGUCGUGCUGCGUUGCGGUGUUGCUGACGCUUGCCGAGUUGCUUUUUUUGGUGCGCUGUCGCGAAGCGCGUGCGAGUUAGAACAGUCAUCACGUAGAGUCGACUGGCAAAUGCCCGGUGGAUGGGCCUGUGAGCCUUAUGUAAGCAGCUUGCCUCGGGGGUACCCCGACAUCCGACGUCGUGUAGAAAGCACAACACCGUGAAACAACCACGACCAGAGCCACGGAUCCAAUCCUCUGCGCGUGGUUUUCAGGCCGUUUCGAUCUGUGGGGGUACUUGGGCCCG